CUCACAUGAGCAUUGCGUCAUUUCCCGUGCGCCCCAGACUGUGUGCUUGAUCCGUCUGCAGCUUGUGUUAUACGAUAACGUUACCUCUGUUUAUUAUCAGUUAAACGAUAUAUAAAGGGAUUCGAAAUUAGAAUAGCUGGUGUGAUGGCUGAAGCGAUUCAUAAGAAGUUACAGUCUGAGUUGGAGAAAUAUCAACAGCUGCAAAAAGAUGUCAGUAAAAGUAUGUCAUCAAGACAGAAACUGGAGGCACAGUUGACUGAAAAUAAAAUUGUUAAGGAGGAGCUUGCAUUGUUGGAUUACCAAAAUACAGUUUACAAACUAAUUGGACCAGUUUUGGUCAAACAAGAUUUAGAUGAAGCCAAAGCAACAGUGAGCAAGAGAUUGGAAUACAUAAACGGUGAAAUUCAGCGCUAUGAAACUUUACUGAAGGAGAUGGAGAGAAAGUCUGAGCAGCAUCGGGAAGUUCUGUCCAGCAUGCAGCAAGAGUACCAGCGUGCUCAGGGUCAGGCUGUUGGGAAGGCCUAAAUGGAUUAUAAUUCUGCACACAAGUCUUAUCCAGCAAAACUCAGAGACUGAAUAUGCCUGCUAAUAACACAUGUCUGUUAACAUAAUUCUGUAGGUUUUUUGUUUGAUGUUAUUGGGCUAUCAAUAAAUUUUGUUUAUUUAUA
This is a messenger RNA of Carassius gibelio (silver crucian carp), 668 nucleotides long. Its product is annotated as prefoldin subunit 6-like. Gene Ontology annotation, molecular function: protein-folding chaperone binding. NCBI's taxonomy places the organism in Eukaryota, Metazoa, Chordata, Actinopteri, Cypriniformes, Cyprinidae. The record is from RefSeq and is a predicted model, not a curated record. Gene Ontology annotation, cellular component: prefoldin complex; cytoplasm. The transcript has 4 exons. Gene Ontology annotation, biological process: protein folding; chaperone-mediated protein complex assembly. The coding region runs from base 145 to 525 and encodes 126 amino acids.